AUCUGUCCUAUGGGGGUGGGACGAGCUUUGCAGCCGAUCUGACACUUGCUACCUUCACUUUCGAUAUUAAUCAGAUCAAGGUCUCUGCUCAGUAUAUAAGGAGGAGCCGUGUGUGUGUGUGUCUGUGUAUCUGUGUGUCGAGAUCACAACUGAAGACUGGCCCAUCUGUUCUACUUCAAUAAAGCUGAGAAGAACGGAAGUGUUUUGGGACUAACGGCUGAGCAGUGCACUGGAGCUGCCAUGGCUGGGUUAGAUGCUAACGAGCUUCCCAAGAUACCUGAAGAGGAUAUGGAAGCACUGAAGGCUGCUGUUGGGAAAGGAAACCUCAAUGAAGCAGCUGCUAAUGCGAAAGAGGCUCUGGAGAUGGCUGAUAAAAUCACUGUCAACAUCGCUGUCACGGGGAAGACAGGCUCUGGAAAAUCGUCCUUUGUCAAUGCCAUCCGGGGCCUGGAGGAUACAGAUAAAGGUGCUUCUGAGACGGGGGUGAAUGAAACGACAAUGGAGCCCACUGCUUACCCACAUCCUACAUACCCAAAUGUAAUCAUCUGGGAUCUGCCAGGGAUCGGGACCCCAAAGUUUAAAUCAGACACGUACCUCAAGGACGUGAAGUUCAACCGCUACGACUUUUUUAUCAUCAUCUCCUGCACCCGCUUCACAUCCCACGACAUUCAACUUGCCCAGGAGAUCCAGAGACAGGGGAAGAAGUUUUACUUUGUGCGCUCCAAGGUGGAUGCGGAUUUGACAAAUGAAAAACGACACUAUGACGAGGAGGGAAUCCUGAAGCAAAGGGAUGCUCCCAAAAAAAGGCCAUAUCAUUACAGUGAGAGUGUGAUCCUCAAUAACAUCAGAGAGAAAUCCAUCGAAAGCCUGAAAACAGGAGGAGUGGCCUCCCCACAGGUUUUUCUUCUAAGUAGAUGGGACUUAGGCAAAUACGAUUUUCCCAAAUUGCAGGAAACGCUAGUGGAUGAGCUCCCCAGUCACAAGAGACUCGCUCUUCUACGAUCUCUGUCCAAUACUUCUAAAGAAAUCUUGGAGAAGAAAAAACAACAGCUGCAAACACAGAUAUGGUUUAAAAGUGUGGUAUCAUGCGCAGUUGCUGCUAUUCCUCUCCCGGGUCUCUCCAUUGCUUGUGAUGCUACCAUGCUGGUGACGUCCCUGAAAGCGUACUGCAGGGACUUCGGUCUCAGUGAAAACGCUCUCGCUGCACUUGCUAGACAGAAUAACAAGCCCAUUGCAGAGCUGAAGGCCGUUAUAAAGUCCCCUCUGUGUGAGGAAAUAACAAAAGAUCUUGUAAUUAAAAUACUAACCAAGUGCGCAGCUGGGGCAGUGCAAUAUGCUACAUUGUUUUUAAAAUUUAUACCCGUGGCAGGCGCUGUGGUAGGUUCUGUGGCAGCUGCAGCAGUUUCUUUCCCUACCACAUACUUAAUGUUGAAGAGUUUCCUGGAUGAUGUUGCUGCUGAUGCUGUACGAGUUCUGGAGGUGGUUAUGGACGAAGCCAUUUCAAACUUGGAGAAAAAGGACAAAAACACCCGCACCCCUUGAAAGGAAGAAACAUCAGCACGUGGCUGGAGCUCGGAGCUCAAAGUCUCAUAAAAUUGCUACCUUUCUGCAUCAGGUGGGAAACUUCACCAGAACUGAGCUCUGAGCCCCAUUUCCACUGAGGUCUCUCACCCACCAUGACAUAUUGAAUUUAAUUCAGCCAUAAAAUGGACAGGGGGGAUCCUGACUGACCCUGUUCUUUGCUUUGUCUUCAUUUCCCCAGCAAAAGAGGCCAAGUUGUGAUAAAGCUCCACAGGGUCCCGAGUGCCUCACGCUCUCUGCAGGGACCUCAGGGAAUGGUUAUUUCAGGCCCCAGCAGAGAGCAGGGCCAUGGCAGAGCCCAUCGAACUCUUCACUGGGAAAUGACAGGGAGCGACACCAACGAUGACUUGUUCUAGCCACAGAUUUUCCAUUUCUUGGUUCCCGUUCCCCUGAAAUUGCAGCCUGGGUUGGGCAUGUGGGCAAAUUCACUCAGACACAAUCGUAAAAACCCUAAA
Gopherus flavomarginatus (Mexican gopher tortoise) is the source of this 2036-nucleotide messenger RNA. RefSeq names its product interferon-inducible GTPase 5-like. The coding region runs from base 241 to 1542 and encodes 433 amino acids. Gene Ontology annotation, cellular component: membrane. Gene Ontology annotation, molecular function: GTPase activity; GTP binding. The transcript has 2 exons. The record is from RefSeq and is a predicted model, not a curated record. Lineage: Eukaryota; Metazoa; Chordata; Testudines; Testudinidae.